Molecule: messenger RNA, 1656 nt
Organism: Passer montanus (Eurasian tree sparrow)
Lineage: Eukaryota; Metazoa; Chordata; Aves; Passeriformes; Passeridae
Gene: SNTG2
Product: syntrophin gamma 2
Exons: 17
Coding region: 1-1656 (551 amino acids)
Cellular component (GO): dystrophin-associated glycoprotein complex; intracellular anatomical structure
Molecular function (GO): structural molecule activity; protein binding
Source: RefSeq, a predicted model, not a curated record
AUGAGCGUGGCGGGGAAGCAGCCUCCUCCAGCACCGCUCGAGCGGCCCGGCAGCCUCCUCGUCCCCACCUGGACUAAAACUGGUAUUGCAUUGUUGUAUGAUGAAGUAUCUGAAAAUGCUUAUGACAUCCGACUGAAGCUUACAAAAGAGGUAUUAACAAUUCAAAAACAAGAUGUCGUCUGUGUUAGUGGAAGUGAUCACAGUGCAAAUCACAGAACUGUUACACUUCGUAGACAACCAGUUGGUGGCUUGGGCUUAAGCAUAAAGGGUGGUGCUGAGCACAAAGUGCCUGUCGUCAUAUCAAAAAUAUUUAAAAACCAAGCAGCUGAACAGACAGGAAUGUUAUUUAUAGGAGAUGCAAUAAUACAGGUUAAUGGUAUAAAUGUAGAAAGUGCUACCCAUGAAGAAGUGGUACACCUACUGCGAAAUGCUGGCGAUGAAGUUACCAUCACAGUUCAAUACCUCAGGGACGCUCCAUCAUUUUUAAAGCUCCCAUUAGGUUCCCCUGGACCAUCCAGUGAUCACAGCAGUGGAACUUCAUCACCUCUUUUUGACAGUGGCUUACAUUUAAAUGGAAACUCAACUAACACGGCUCCAUCAUCACCUUCUUCACCCAUAGCUAAUGAACCAAAAUACGAGAAGCGCUGGCUAGACACCCUAUCAGUUCCUCUGUCGAUGGCUCGAAUCUCGAGGUACAAAACCGGAACAGACAAAUUAAGAUCUAAUGCAUUUGAAGUGCUGGCACUCGAUGGAGUUAGUACUGGGAUACUUCAGUUUUAUACAGCCCAGGAGAGUGCUGACUGGCUGAGAGCAAUGUCAACUAACAUCAGUGAUUUGACACUUCAAAAUAUGAAAAUGGCAAAUAAAUGCUGUUCUCCCUCUGACCAGGUCAUACAUAUGGGAUGGGUAAAUGAGAGACUUGAAGGAACUGAUUCAUCUCAGCUCUACAAAUUCAAGUUUCUGGCCCUGAAGGGUUCAUCCUUCUACAUUUUCAGCACUCCACCGGUAAGCACACUAGACUGGGUACGAGCUGAAAAAAUCUAUAACCUCUGUGAGGUUCUAUUUAAAAUUCACAAGAUGAAGAAUCACAUACUGAAACAUAUCUUUCAGCUCUGGCUUGCUGAUGAUUGCUGGCUACAAGCAAACUUGUAUUUAGGUAUUCACCAGGACUUUGAUCUUGAAGACCAGAGGCCGUAUUGUUUCAGUGUUAUGGUCGGACAUGGCAAGAGCCACUAUUUCAAUGUAGAGCUGGGCAGUGAAUUGGCAGUGUGGGAGAAAUCAUUCCAAAGAGCAAUUUUCUUGGAAGUUCAAAGAACAGGGUCUAAAACAUAUAUGUGCAGUUGGCAAGGGGAUACCCUGUGUUUCACAGUCGACUUUGCUCUAGGAUUUACCUGUUUUGACAGUAAAACAAAGAAUGUGCUAUGGAGGUUUAAAUUCUCUCAGCUCAAAGGCUCAUCAGAUGAUGGGAAAACAAGAGUAAAGCUGCUUUUUCAAAAUAUAGACACCAAACAAAUUGAGACAAAGGAACUUGAAUUUCAGGAUCUGACGUCAGUUUUACACUGUAUUCACUCCUUUAUAGCAGCAAAAGUGGCAUCUGUGGAUCCAGUAUUCAUAGACAGUCAGAGUAUUGCAAGAAAAUAUAUGUACAGUAACUGA